AUGGAAGAUCACUCAGAAGAUGACCUGGUCAACCACAUAGCGCUUAAGAUAGGGCUUAUUGGGGACUCACAGAUAGGUAAAACAUCACUCAUGGUUAAAUAUGUGGAAGGGUCGUUUGAUGAAGAUUAUAUCCAAACAUUAGGAGUCAAUUUCAUGGAUAAGAAGGUCACCAUCAGAAACACCACUAUAACUUUUUCUAUAUGGGAUUUAGGUGGUCAAAGAGAAUUCAUUAGCAUGUUACCCUUAGUUUCCAAUGAUGCCAUUGCCAUUCUAUUCAUGUUUGAUCUUACUAGGAAAUCCACCUUGAAUAGUAUCAAGGAAUGGUAUAGACAAGUUAGAGGAUUUAAUAAGACUGCCAUCCCAUUUCUUGUGGGAACAAAGUACGACAAAUUCAUUGACUCUUCGUAUCAAGAUCAAUUGGAAAUAACUCAGCAAGCAAAGAAGUUUGGAGAAGCAAUGAAUGCACCCGUGAUCUUCUGCUCCACCAGUCACUCAAUUAAUGUUCAAAAGAUCUUCAAGAUUAUUAUUUCCAGAGCUUUUGAUUUGAAGCUACAUCUAGAUGAGAUAGUUAAUAUUGGUGAGCCAAUUCUUCUUUAUAAACAUUGA
Messenger RNA from Lizanozyma spartinae, 606 nucleotides. RefSeq names its product Ras family GTPase (gene TEM1). The transcript has a single exon. Gene Ontology annotation, biological process: regulation of exit from mitosis. Gene Ontology annotation, molecular function: GTP binding; GTPase activity. The record is from RefSeq and is a predicted model, not a curated record. Gene Ontology annotation, cellular component: spindle pole body. NCBI's taxonomy places the organism in Eukaryota, Fungi, Ascomycota, Pichiomycetes, Serinales, Debaryomycetaceae. The coding region runs from base 1 to 606 and encodes 201 amino acids.